Messenger RNA from Callorhinchus milii (elephant shark), 751 nucleotides. Its product is annotated as iron-sulfur cluster co-chaperone protein HscB-like. Gene Ontology annotation, biological process: [2Fe-2S] cluster assembly; protein complex oligomerization. The record is from RefSeq and is a predicted model, not a curated record. Lineage: Eukaryota; Metazoa; Chordata; Chondrichthyes; Chimaeriformes; Callorhinchidae. Gene Ontology annotation, cellular component: mitochondrion. Gene Ontology annotation, molecular function: protein-folding chaperone binding; ATPase activator activity. The coding region runs from base 1 to 750 and encodes 249 amino acids. The transcript has a single exon.
AUGCGGCUGGUAACGGCUUUGCGUGCGGCCCUGGCCCUCGCCUCUCCCCGCGUCUCUCGCCGGACCCGGGCCCUCCGCUCGGGGCCGCCCUGCAGCCGACUGCAGCGCCCCCGCCUCGCCCUCCCACUGCUCAGGGCUCUCACGUCCGGCGGCCAAGCCGCGGGCACCGACUGUUGGCGCUGCGGGGCCCGUGCGGGGUCGAGCGGUCUCCCCUUCUUCUGCCCGGCGUGCGGGGCCUUACAGCCCCCGGACGAGUCUCGGGACUGGUUCGCGCUGCUGGGCAGCGAGCGCUCCUUCCGCCUGGAUCAGGCCCGGUUGCAGAAGGCCUACAAGGAGCUGCAGCGGCUCCUGCACCCGGACAACUUCAGCCGCGGGGCCGAGGCGGAGCGGGACUACUCGCACGGCCACUCGGCGCUGGUCAGCGCGGCCUACCAGACCCUGUCGAGGCCGCUGUCGCGCGGCCUGUACCUGCUGGAGCUGGAGGGGGUGCGGGAGGGGGAAGGCGAGCGGGUCAGCGCCGCUUUCCUGGCCCACGUGCUGGAGCUGAACGAGCGGCUGGCCGAGGCCCGGGGCCAGGCCGAGGUGGGCCUGGUGGCCGAGCAGCUGGAGGCGGAGCUGGGGCGGCUGGCGGAGAGCGUGGCGCAGGCUUUCGACGGCGGGAGGCUGGGGGAGGCCGGGCGGCUCCUGUCCGAGAUGAGAUACCUCUCGAGCAUCGAGGAUAAGGUGAAGGAGAAGCUGUUCCCCUCCUGAC